CUCCUUUUUCGCUCCCGUCAAAUUGGGCACUAAAAUUAGUCACUCAAUCCCCCGGUUCGUUCCUUUAACCAUUCCCAAAAUCAAAACAACCAUGUCCAUAACUCAAACACCGCCAUGGAUGAGCAGCUCCAAAGAGUGUUCAACCAAUUCGACAAGAACAAGGACGGCAAGAUCUCCGUAACGGAGCUCAACGAUGUCUUGAUAGCGCUAGGGUGCUCCUCCCCCGAGCAGGAACUCAAACGCGUCAUGGAGGAAAUCGACAUCGACAAAGAUGGCUUCAUCAACCUUUCCGAAUUCCUCAUCCUCUGCCGAUCGAAUUUUGACAAUUCCAACGCCGAGGCGGAGCUGCGUGAGGCCUUUGAUUUGUACGAUCAGGAUAAGAACGGCCUCAUCUCGGCGGAGGAGUUGCAUCUGGUUUUGAAUAAGUUGGGGAUGGAGUGCUCGGUUGAGAAAUGCGUCAAGAUGAUCACUUCAGUUGAUGCAGAUGAGGAUGGGAAUGUUAAUUUCAAGGAGUUCCGGAAGCUGAUGAAUAAUCCGGCCAAGAGUAAAGACGAGUAAUCUAAAUCGGAGGAUUUUGAUUGGAUUCAGACGAUGUGAAUCAAAAGGUAUCGUAUAUAAGUUAUUUCCAUGUACUGAAUGCGAGUCUUUCCUACUUUUAUUCUUACUUGAGUAAAAUAUAUGGAAUUUGCAACACUUGUUGGAUUCUCAA
This is a messenger RNA of Hibiscus syriacus, 709 nucleotides long. RefSeq names its product probable calcium-binding protein CML27. The record is from RefSeq and is a predicted model, not a curated record. The transcript has a single exon. The coding region runs from base 115 to 558 and encodes 147 amino acids. Gene Ontology annotation, molecular function: calcium ion binding. NCBI's taxonomy places the organism in Eukaryota, Viridiplantae, Streptophyta, Magnoliopsida, Malvales, Malvaceae.